Molecule: messenger RNA, 1128 nt
Organism: Heterocephalus glaber (naked mole-rat)
Lineage: Eukaryota; Metazoa; Chordata; Mammalia; Rodentia; Bathyergidae
Gene: Or2h2
Product: olfactory receptor family 2 subfamily H member 2
Biological process (GO): G protein-coupled receptor signaling pathway
Cellular component (GO): membrane
Molecular function (GO): olfactory receptor activity; G protein-coupled receptor activity
Source: RefSeq, a predicted model, not a curated record
CCUGGUCUCCUUGCUGUCACUAGAAAACAUUUGACCAGGAGAAAUAGGGAAGGAGAAGGUCCUACUGGGUAAGCAAAAGCAGAGAAGAAACAUCCACCUAACAUGGCCUGACAGGCACCUUGGGUGAACUUUUAUGAGCCACGUUGAAACACACAGGUCUGACACCCUCAUCUCUCCACCUCUGGACAGGAACAAACCAUGUUCAACCAAAGCUCCGCAGCAGGCUUCCUCCUUCUGGGCUGCUCCGAACACCCAGGGCUGGAAAAGAUUCUCUUCGUGAUUGUCUUGCUUUCCUACCUCCUAACUCUGGUGGGCAACACACUCAUUAUCCUGCUGUCCACCCAGGACCCCAGGCUCCACUCCCCAGUGUACUUUUUCCUGUCCAACCUCUCAUCCUUAGGCCUCUGCUUCACCACAAGCUGUGUCCCCCAGACGCUGCUCAACUUUUGGGGCACCAAGAGGACCAUCAGCUUCCUGGGCUGCUCUGUCCAGCUCUUCAUCUUUCUGUCCCUGGGGACCACUGAGUGCAUCCUCCUGACAGUGAUGGCUUUUGACCACUACAUGGCUGUCUGUCAACCCCUCCACUAUGCCAGCAUCAUCCACCCCCGCCUGUGCCGGCAGCUGGCAGCUGUGGCCUGGGUCAUGGGUCUCACCCAAUCUACAGUCCAGACACCACCCACCCUCCGCCUGCCCUUCCAUCCCCACCAUCAGGUGGAUGAUUUCGUGUGUGAGGUCCCAGCACUGAUUCGCCUCUCCUGUGAGGACACCACUGACAAUGAGAUCCAGAUGGCUGUUGCCAGUGUCUUCAUCUUAGUUGUGCCCCUCACCCUCAUUCUGGUCUCUUACGGUGCCAUUGCCCGGGCAGUGCUGAGGAUUAACUCGCAGAGGAAAGCAUUUGGGACAUGCUCUUCUCACCUAAUUGUGGUCACCCUCUUCUACAGUGCAGUCAUUGCUUUCUACCUCCAGCCUAAAAAUCCCAAUGCCCUAGAGAGAGGCAAGUUCUUCGGUCUCUUCUAUGCCGUGGUCACUCCUACUCUUAAUCCUCUCAUAUACACCCUGAGGAACAAGGAGGUAAAGAGGGCACUGAGGAGGCUCCUGGGGAGGGAUGGGGAGUCCAGACAAAGGUGA